AUGGAUUGGUCUGAAAAGAAUUUAUGCAUAAAAUGCGAUCAAGGCGGGAAUCUGUUGGUGUGCAGUGAAAAUGGCUGCCCAUUGGCUAUUCAUGAAGGAUGUAUGGGCUUCCCAGCUAGAUUUAAUGAUGUUGGCCACUUCUAUUGCCCCUAUUGUUUAUACAAACAAGCUGUUGCAGAGUCACGUCAGGCAAGGGAAUAUGCUCUGGCAAGAAAGAAAGCCUUAUUGGCCUUUAUGGAUGAAGAUGUGAUAGGCAGAGAAAAGCGCUCAGAAUUAAACGAGGGAACUGAAGCUAAUGGGCAUAAUCAAUCGAAAGACAGUGAACCAAACGUAAAUAUUACAGCACGCGGUGGUGAUAAAAUAUCUGGGAACAGUGAUUCCAUUAGGGAACAAUCAAUUGACCUUGGCGAGGAAGAUGAAAUCCGAGGUGAAGAAGAUGGAAAGACUCAAGAAGAGGAUAUUGAAGCUUCUGCUGGCCCCAAAGAUCAAGAACCUUCAGUUCAGAUGCCCGAGGAACAAAAUAUCUGCAGUGGAAAAGAAAUUGAAGCUUCUGCCGGCCCCAAAGAUCAAGAACCUUCAGUUCAGAUGCCCGGGGAACAAAAUAUCUGCAAUGGAGAAGAAAUUGAAGAUGAGGUACAUGAAGUUUCUGCAGCUUCCAGUAGUCAAGAACAAGGGUUCCGGAAUGCAGAAGAAGAAAAUAACGUUGAAGAAGAAUGUGAGACUUCCUAUGAAGUUAGUGAUCAAGACUCACUUCCUUUUAAGGAAAGAGCCAAGAGAGCAUUAAAAAGUAGAAAAUCAAUAAGCUCGUAUUCUGAAACGGUAUCGGUGGCAAGUAAGCAUGAUGAACAAAAUGAUAAAUAUAGGCAAACAUCGCCAAAUAUGAACACUCCAAGGAGAUCUUCAAGGAGGCUGUCUUCUGCUUCGAGAGCGAAAGAAGCUAUAAAUAAAAAGAUUGAGGUUUCAAAAGGGUUGAAAAAACCUGGAAAAGUUGAUGUUUCAAAAAGGCUGAAAAAACCUGAACUGCCCAUUAUGAAACUUGGGAAACGUAAGAGAUUAGUAUGGAGUGAGGAAGAAGAGGAGAUGCUCAAGGCAGGAGUAGACAAACAUUUGAAGGGGCCAAGCAAAAAUCUUCCUUGGAAAGAAAUCUUGGAGAUGGGUCGCAAUGUGUUCGAUAGAACUCGUACUCCAUGUGAUCUUAAGUAUAAAUGGAAGAGCAUGAUCAGGCAUAAGAAUUGA
Messenger RNA from Striga hermonthica, 1236 nucleotides. The record is from the annotation of a GenBank genome assembly. Lineage: Eukaryota; Viridiplantae; Streptophyta; Magnoliopsida; Lamiales; Orobanchaceae.